This is a messenger RNA of Trichomonas vaginalis G3, 3432 nucleotides long. RefSeq lists its product as uncharacterized. The record is from RefSeq and is a predicted model, not a curated record. NCBI's taxonomy places the organism in Eukaryota, Parabasalia, Trichomonadida, Trichomonadidae. The transcript has a single exon. Bases 1 to 3432 code for a protein of 1143 amino acids.
AUGACUUCUCUGAUUAGGCGUUUGUUUUCUUGGAUCUCAGCCGAACCAGAGGAGCUCAAAAUAUCUCCACCUCCUCCACCAAUGGUGCUGGUAGUUCCGAGAGAUGAUUUAUAUCCAAAACAAAAGCCAAAAAUUGUUGAAAAAACUUAUGCUGAAGUCCAAACAGAUUCCAGUAUUAAAUCUCAGGUUACUCGAGAAAUUGAAACAGAACCAGUUAACUUUGAUAUCAGAAAAUUCGAUAAAUCUUUCGAUAAAUCACAAUUCGAAAACAAACAGCCUGAAUUCCUUAAACCUAAGUCAUUUAUCACAGAAAAUCAAUUCACACCGAAUAAAUACGGCUUUCAAACUGAUUCAUCUCAACAAUCAAGAGUUACAGUUAAAAUUCCAGAAAUAUCGCGACCAAUUUACUCUCAAAUGUCUAGUUCCAAACCGCAAUUUGUAUUUAACGAGGAAUCAGAGAUCAAUGCUCCGCCACAAGAAAUUUCCGAAGAAAAAUCUCCUCAAAUGUCAUCAAGUUCUUCAAUUAACUUCGAAUUUUACAGAGAAGAAGAGGACAGACAUCCAACAACCUCUGAAUCUUCACAGUCAUCCCAAGAUUCCCAAUCAGAAAAAUCUAAUUCAUCAAAUUCUUCAUCUAUACAAUCUCCUGUUCACGUAUCAGCUCAUGAAAGCGAACAGCAUAAAGCCGGCAGCAGCCAUGACUCAGAAUCUCUUAAUAAUCAUCAAUUUGAAAGUUUCUUUCCAUUUAAUUACGAAGACAACAGUCUUCAUAGUCUCGUUGAUGCUGCCAAUCUUGAUCUUCUCGGAGUACCAUCAAAUCCUUACAAUUUCGCGUUCAGUCCUCAAGCAAAUUCAAUUCCACAUCUUCAGCCAAUGCAAACACAAGAAAACGUAUACACUGUAAGUUCUUCAUCGAGUCCUCAUGAAGAAGAAUCUAAAAACGACUCAGAAUCCAAAAAAUCAAAUUCUGAUUCCGAAAAAGAGUCAGAAAAGAAGGAAACAGACUCACAAGGGGAAUACUACUCCUACACAGAAGAGGAAGAGACCGAAUCUGAGAAAGAAAAACCACCUCAACCUCUCAAAACUAAAUAUAGUUCCCAAAAGUACCAAGAAGACAUCGACGAAGAAGAAAUCGAGAGGCAGAACAAGAAGUCUCGCGAGGAAGAAGAGGAAGAAGAGGAUUAUUACGAAAAUGCCGAAGAAGAAGAAAAUAAUUCUGCAGAAGAGGAAGAAAGACGUCCUAAAGUAGCUCUUAAACGUGCUCUUACACCUCCUAUGAUACUUCAUCAACAAUCUAAACAAAGUUAUGAGGAAGGUUACGAAGAAGAAGAGGAAGAAGAGGAAGAGGAAGAAAGCGAUAGAAAGCAUGUGGCCUAUAAAGCUAAUUACGGUCGAAAGUCAAUGUUUACACCAGCUAUGAGGAAUAAAUACCAAAAUGUAAAGUCAGAAUCCGAAAAAAGUGACAACGAUGAAGGAAGUGACUACACAUCACAUGGGGCCAAAUCUAAUGUAGCCAUGAAAAGAGUUAUGAAUGGAACACAUUCUGACGAAAAUGAAGAAGAAACUGAGGAAGAAGAAAAUAAUUCGGAAAUUGAAGAGGAAGAAAGCAAAGAAGAAGAGGAAACAGAGAAACAGGAGUUAGAAGAACCCAUAAAGAGACGUCCUUAUGCUUCAAAGAGCGAAGUAAUGAGUUAUCUGACUAAUGACCACAGUUUGAGCUCAACUCAUACAGAUAAUGAAGGAAAUAAGGGUGAAGUGGUCGAAUCUACUCAAAUUCCACAAGCUCCGGCAAAAUUUGUUUUCCCAACCCUUCCAACUCAGCCAAAUCCACCUAUGUUCACUAUAAACACAUUCAACUUCGGCAGAAAACCAAAUCGAGAAGAGAAUCAUAAUGAAAAUGACGCAAUUAAAUUAAUUUAUGAUAUUCCUCAUUCAGGUGAAGAAAAUAAGCACGAAAUAGUUGUUCCACAUCAUGAAGAAGAGGAUAAUGAAUCAGAAUCUAACAAAGAAACAGAAAAUGAGGAAGAAGAAAAACAUAUUGAAAUUUCCGACCACGAAGAAGAGGAAACAAAACAUGAGGAUGAAAUUUCUGAGACCAAAGAUGAGAAAGAGAAUGAAACCAAUUCAGAAACAGAAAAUCAAGAAAAAUCAGAAAAUGAAGAAGAAGAAACAAAACAAGAAAGCGAAGAACUAACUCAUGAAGAGGACAAAGAAGAAAACAGUGAUUCAGAAUCCGAAAAAGAAAAUAAUGUUGAAAAUAUUCAUCAGGAAGAAGAAUCAAAGCAAGAAACCACUGUUUCUGACCAUAGUAACUCUAUUAAUGAUACAAACAACUCCGAAAUUCAUCAAAAUGAAGAUGAAAUUGAAAAUCACGAAGAAGAGGAAGAAAAUGAGCCAAAACAACAAAACACUGGUUCAAAUCAUAACGAAGAAGAAGAGGAAAACAAUGAAGAAAACGAAAAAGAAGAAAAUCUUCAGAUAUCUCAUUCUGAAGAAGAAGAAACUCAAAAAGAAGUUAAUAAAUCCACUGAAAAUGAACAUUCUGAUCAUGAAAAUGGUCAAAACGAAGAAGAAGAAAGAAAUGAAGAAAAUAUUUCGGAAAACAAGGAAAAAUCAAUUGAAGAAUCCGAAAACAAUCAAGAGAAUGAAGAGAUAAAUCAUCAAAACGAAGAAACUCCAACAAAAAUCGAAAUUCCUCACUUAGAAAACCAAAUUUCAGAAGAAAACAAGCAAACAACUGAUACAGAGCACAGUGAUGAACCACAACUUUUAGAAGAAGCACAAAAUGAAGCUGAAAAUCACCCAAUUUCAGAUAUGUUCCAAAAUAUUCAGGAAAUUGAUCAAAUCCAACAUAAUGAUGAUCAAAACCAUGAACAAGAAGCUGCAAAACAAGAAGAAAACCAUAAUAACAUAGAAAUUGAACAAAUUUCAAUUCCAAUUUCGAAAUUACCACUUGAAAAUGAACAAAAUGUUGAAGAAUUACCACAACAGCACGAUGAAGAACCAAUUGAUCAUGAAAAUGAUCAGAUCCAAGGAAUUUUCACCGAUCACCACUCAGAAAACGAAGAAAAUUCACUUAAACCAAGUGAAAUUCCACAAACCAUUAUAAACAUUCCGGAAUACAAUGAAAAUAUGUCUUCUUUAUCAGAAAACAAGUCAAAUAACGAAGAAACUUCUUCAACUCAACAAAUAUCGAUUCCGAACGACCAUCAUGACUUGUUUGACUUUGCUAUUUACUUGGAUCCAAUCAAUUCCACGUUAGCUUUGCCAGAACAACCAAAAUCAGUUGAAAUUUCUCAUGAUUCAACAAAAGAAGACAAUAAAGAGGGUGAAAAAGAAGAAAUCACGAUUUCUCUUGGUAAUUCAAAUGAAGGAUCCGAAAAUGAACAAAUUCACAAAGAAAAUGAAAAAAAUUCCAACGGAUUCGAAUGA